Messenger RNA from Drosophila navojoa, 950 nucleotides. Its product is annotated as farnesol dehydrogenase. Lineage: Eukaryota; Metazoa; Arthropoda; Insecta; Diptera; Drosophilidae. The record is from RefSeq and is a predicted model, not a curated record.
ACUCAGUUGUCUAGCAUGGAUCGGUGGCAGAAUCGUGUUGCGGUCAUAACGGGCGCCAGCUCGGGCAUUGGCGCUGCCUGCGCCAAGGUCUUGGUGGCCGCCGGCCUGCAGGUCGUUGGCCUGGCACGUCGCACCGAGCGACUGGAGCAGCUGCGUCAAUCACUGCCCAAGGAUCAGCAGGCACGCUUCCAUCAGCGCACCUGCGACGUCUCGGCGGAGGCGCAGGUGAACAGCGCCUUCGAGUGGAUCGAACAGCAGCUGGGCGGCAUCGAUGUGCUGAUCAACAAUGCGGGCAUCCUGCGCGACGGCCAUCUGCUGGACAUGCCCACCAAGGACAUCACCGAUGUGCUCCAGACCAACCUAAUGGGCAGCAUCUACUGCACCAAGCUGGCCGCCAGCAGCAUGCGUCGCCGCCAAGUGGCCGGCCAUCUGUUCUUCAUCAACAGCACCGCCGGCCUGGCUGGCUACAAUCCCGGCCACAUCGAUCCCAGCCUCAACAUCUAUACGCCCAGCAAGUUCGCCUUGACCGCUGUGCACGAGAUUUGCCGCCAGGAGCUGAUCACACAGAAGUUGAAAAUUAAGACAACGAGCAUUUUCCCCGGCUGGGUGUCCACGGAGAUAGUGCCAGACGAGACUAAGGCCCAGCUGGGCGAUGUCAUUCUGCAGGCCGACGAUGUGGCUCAGGCGGUGCUCUAUGCGCUCUCAACUCCGCCGCAUACUCAGGUGCAGGAGAUAACGCUGCGUGCGGUUGGCGAAUGGUACUGAUAGCGCUUAUCAGCUGAUAUCAAGUGUGCACGUGCUCGAAGUUCUUGUUGUUGUUGGUGUUGCUUAGGCUAUGUAAUCAACACCUAAUAACAAUCAAAUGAACUUGACAACUCAAUGCACAAACACACACACACACACACACACACACAGACAUACACAUAAAUAAAUACACACACACACACACA